AGAGCCGUAGCCGCGGGUUUCGCCCGUUGGGUCGUUGAGGAGAAAAUGGAGGCGCUGCCGUGAGGGGCCGCCCUCGUGCCGGGCGCGUGCCGGCCGCCGAGCAGCCCCAGGCGUGCGGGAGAGUGGGGGUCGUUACCGUUAUUCCCCUCACCUGUGGCGACACCCCGCGGGGAGCGGGUGCUCGCUGCAACCACGGGCAGCUUGGCUUGGGGGUAAGCGUAGGCUCCCGGAGAAAGCAGAUCAAAAUGGCAGUUUCAGGAGAACCGUUGUGGUGCUGCGUGGGACUGCAGAGUAGCUGUCGCCUUAGCACCAGCUAGCCUUUUAGCCGGGGAGGACUAGUACCUUCGCUGUUAGCCACAUGCUGAAGCAAGAGGGGAGGCUUGUUGGGCUGUGAUGGACAGCACUCCCUCUUGAGGAUCGAGGUCCCUACACCGUGCCCCUGUGUCCUGCAGCCUCAAGGAGCGAGGACUAAUGGCAAAGGAGUAAACCAACAUGGCAGCUAUGGUCCCACCUGUGAAGCUGAAAUGGCUUGAACAUCUAAACAGCUCCUGGAUCACAGAAGACAGUGAAUCUAUUGCAACAAGGGAGGGAGUUUCUAUCUUGUACACUAAGUUAGUCAGCAAUAAAGAAGUUGUGCCAUUGCCCCAGCAGGUUCUGUGCCUCAAAGGACCUCAGUUACCAGAUUUUGAGCGGGAAUCUCUAUCUAGUGAUGAACAGGACCACUACUUGGAUGCCCUUCUUAGCAGCCAGCUGGCACUGGCAAAGAUGGUAUGCUCAGACUCUCCAUUUGCUGGAGCACUUCGAAAACGUCUCCUUGUGUUGCAGCGUGUCUUCUAUGCACUUUCUAAUAAAUAUCACGAUAAGGGUAAGGUGAAACAACAGCAGCAUUCGCCAGAAAGCAGUUCUGGAUCAACAGAUGUGCAUUCUGUCAGCGAACGUCCUAGGUCAAGUACAGAUGCACUCAUAGAAAUGGGAGUUCGGACUGGAUUAAGCUUGCUAUUUGCACUGCUAAGACAAAGUUGGAUGAUGCCUGCAUCAGGACCUGGCCUCAGUCUUUGCAAUGAUGUUAUCCAUACUGCAAUAGAAGUCGUGAGCUCUUUACCACCUUUAUCUUUAGCAAAUGAAAGCAAGAUUCCACCAAUGGGGUUGGACUGUUUAUCACAAGUAACAACAUUUCUUAAAGGAGUAACAAUUCCAAACUCUGGGGCAGACACUUUAGGUCGUAGAUUAGCUUCUGAGUUGCUUCUUGGUUUGGCUGCCCAACGAGGUUCCUUGCGAUAUCUUCUUGAAUGGAUAGAAAUGGCUUUAGGUGCUUCAGCUGUAGUAAACACCAUGGAGAAAAACAGGUUGCUGCAGAGUCCAGAAGGGAUGAUCAGCUUUGAUUGCUUUAUGAGUAUAUUAACACAGAUGAGACGAUCAUUGGGAUCAUCUGCUGAUCGAAGUCAAUGGAGAGAGCCAACUAGAACGUCUGAUGGCUUAUGUUCUCUUUACGAGGCAGCUCUGUGUUUAUUUGAAGAGGUUUGUCGAAUGGCAUCAGACUAUUCUAGAACGUGUGCCAGCCCUGACAGCAUUCAAACAGGUGAUGCUCCCAUUGUUUCUGAGACCUGCGAAGUGUAUGUUUGGGGUAGCAACAGCAGUCAUCAACUGGUAGAAGGAACUCAAGAGAAAAUACUUCAGCCGAAGCUUGCUCCAAGUUUUUCUGAUGCACAGACGAUUGAAGCUGGACAAUAUUGUACUUUUGUUAUUUCUACGGAUGGUUCUGUUAGAGCCUGUGGUAAAGGCAGCUAUGGGAGACUAGGACUGGGUGACUCCAAUAAUCAGUCCACAUUGAAAAAGUUGACUUUUGAGCCUCAUAGGUCUAUUAAAAAAGUGUCAUCUUCAAAAGGAUCUGAUGGUCACACUUUAGCAUUUACAACAGAAGGGGAAGUCUUCAGCUGGGGUGAUGGUGACUAUGGAAAACUGGGACAUGGAAAUAGUUCAACUCAGAAAUAUCCCAAACUUAUUCAGGGUCCUCUGCAAGGAAAGGUUGUUGUAUGUGUAUCAGCUGGAUACAGACAUAGCGCUGCUGUUACAGAAGAUGGAGAGCUAUAUACAUGGGGAGAAGGAGACUUUGGAAGAUUAGGUCAUGGUGACAGCAACAGCCGCAACAUUCCAACUUUAGUAAAAGAUAUUAGCAAUGUAGGAGAGGUUUCCUGUGGCAGUUCACACACAAUAGCUCUGUCCAAAGAUGGGAGAACAGUAUGGUCAUUUGGAGGAGGAGAUAAUGGCAAACUUGGUCAUGGUGAUACAAAUAGAGUAUAUAAACCUAAAGUUAUAGAAGCCUUGCAAGGAAUGUUUAUUCGAAAAGUUUGUGCUGGGAGCCAGUCUUCACUUGCGUUGACGUCAACAGGGCAGGUUUAUGCAUGGGGCUGCGGUGCAUGCCUUGGCUGUGGCUCUUCAGAGGCAACUGCUCUCAGACCCAAGCUUAUUGAAGAACUGGCUGCUACGAGAAUAGUUGAUAUUUCAAUUGGUGACAGUCACUGUUUGGCACUUUCUCAUGAUAAUGAAGUUUAUGCUUGGGGUAACAAUUCAAUGGGACAGUGUGGUCAGGGAAACUCUACUGGUCCCAUUACUAAACCGAAGAAAGUAAGCGGAUUAGAUGGAGUUGCAAUUCAACAAAUUUCAGCAGGAACGUCCCAUAGCCUUGCCUGGACAGCUCUUCCGAGGGACAGGCAAGUUGUAGCAUGGCACAGACCCUAUUGCGUAGACCUUGAAGAAAGUACCUUUUCGCAUCUUCGUUCUUUUCUUGAGCACUACUGUGACAAAAUUAACAGUGAAAUUCCCCCUCUUCCUUUUCCUUCAUCAAGGGAACAUCAUAAUUUUCUUAAGUUGUGUUUGAAACUGCUUUCUAAUCAUCUUGCACUUGCAUUGGCUGGAGGUGUAGCUACUAGCAUUCUUGGCCGGCAAGCUGGUCCUCUUCGAAAUUUGUUGUUUAGACUGAUGGACUCUUCUGUCCCUGAUGAAAUUCAGGAAGUUGUAAUUGAGACUCUGUCAGUAGGAGCAACUAUGCUACUUCCUCCAUUGCGAGAGAGAAUGGAAUUGCUACAUUCUCUUCUACCCCAAGGUCCUGAUAGAUGGGAAAGCUUAUCAAAAGGACAGAGAAUGCAAUUGGAUAUUAUUCUGACAAGCUUGCAGGAUCACACCCAUGUAGCUUCCCUGCUUGGCUAUAGCUCACCGUCUGAUGCCACAGAAACUUCCUCCUUGUGUAUCAGCUAUGGAAAUCUCUCUGAUCAAACGUAUACUGUCCAGAGCAGUCAUCCAGAUACUCAUCUAGCUGAAAUCUUAAUGAAGACUCUUUUAAGAAAUUUGGGAUUUUAUACAGACCAAGCCUUUGGAGAACUGGAAAAAAACAGUGACAAAUUUUUACUGGGUACAUCAUCAUCAGAAAACAGCCAACCUGCUCAUCUUCAUGAGCUUUUAUGUUCGCUGCAGAAACAGUUGCUGGCUUAUUGCCACAUCAACAGUGUUAGUGAGAAUUCCAGCAGCGUGGCACUCCUUCACAAACACCUUCAGCUUUUAUUGCCUCAUGCUACAGAUAUCUAUUCUCGUUCUGCAACGCUGCUUAAGGAAAGCUCUUGGAAUGGUAGUGUUGGGGAAAAACUGAGAGAUGUGAUUUAUGUAUCAGCUGCUGGUAGUAUGCUCUCUCAGAUUGUCAACUCAUUAUUGUUACUGCCAGUAUCAGUAGCUCGGCCUUUGUUGAGUUACCUGCUAGAUCUGUUGCCACCUUUAGAUCGUCUUAAUAGACUGUUACCUGCUGCAGCCCUUUUAGAAGAUCAAGAAUUACAGUGGCCACUUCAUGGUGGACCUGAAUUAAUUGAUCCUGCUGGAGUGCCCUUACCACAGCCUGCCCAGUCUUGGGUAUGGCUUGUUGAUCUAGAGAGAACUGUAGCUUUGCUUAUUGGGCGGUGUCUUGGUGGCAUGCUUCAAGGACCUCCAGUGUCCCCUGAGGAACAAGAUACAGCCUAUUGGUUGAAAACUCCACUUUUCAGUGAUGGAGUGGAAAUGGAUAUUCCUCAUUUAGAUAAAUGCAUGAGCUCCUUAUUAGAAGUGGCCCUGUCUGGAAAUGAGGAACAAAAGCCAUUUGAUUAUAAGCUGAGACCUGAGAUUUCUGUCUAUGUUGAUUUGGCCUUGGGUUGUACAAAAGAGCCGGCAAGGAGCCUCUGGAUCAGUAUGCAAGACUAUGCUGUUAGUAAAGAUUGGGAUACUGCAACUUUAAGUAAUGAAUCGCUCCUAGAUACUGUGUCCAGGUUUGUUCUUGCAGCUCUUCUGAAACAUACAAGUUUACUUAGUCAAGCUUGUGGUGAGAGCAGGUACCAGCCUGGCAAAGCCUUGGCAGAAGUAUACCGUUGUGUAUAUAAAGUUCGAAGUCGCUUGCUCGCCUGCAAGAACAUGGAACUUAUCCAGACUAGAUCAUCCUCAAGAGACAGAUGGAUGUUAGAUAACCAAGAAUCUGCUGAUGUUGAUACUCAAGAACAUUCUUUUACUCGUACAAUUGAUGAAGAAGCAGAAAUGGAGGAGCAGGCAGAACGUGACAGAGAAGAAGGACACCCAGAACAAGAAGAUGAAGAGGAGGAAAGAGAACAUGAAGUUAUGACAGCUGGUAAAAUAUUUCAAUGUUUCCUAUCAGCCCGUGAAGUAGCUCGCAGUCGGGAUCGAGAUAGGAUGAACACUGGGACAGGGACUAGACUUGAUGAUCCAGCUCCUCAGUCUCAGCAGGAACGAAGAAUCAGCACUGAUCUGACAGAAGGCCAAGAUGUAUAUACUGCUGCGUGCAACUCUGUGAUCCACAGAUGUGCCUUGUUGAUCUUAGGAGUAAGCCCUGUUAUCGAGGAGCUCCAGAAACGAAGGGAGGAUGGACAGUUACAGCAGCAUCCCUCUACUACUCCAGAGGGCAUUGGACUCAUGACAAGGAGUGAAAGUCUUACUGCAGAAAGUCGCUCAAUCCAUGCAAACUCAAAUUACAGACUGAUUAAGUCAAGAAGUGAAUCUGAUUUAUCUCAGCCAGAAUCAGAUGAGGAAGGUUAUUCACUGAGUGGAAGACGAAAUGUCGAUUUGGAUUUGGCAUCAUCACACAGAAAGAGGGGAGCAAUACACAGUCAAGUGGAACCUUCAAGUGACUCAUGGGCUCGACUAAAACACAGCAGAGAUUGGUUACUCACUUCUUCCUACUCAUUUGUUGAGUCCGAUUUUGAUCUCUCAAGAUCCCUUGGAGUUCAUACUCUGAUUGAAAAUGUUGUCAGCUUUGUAAGUGGAGAUGUGGGAAACUCGCCAGGAUUUAAGGAACCAGAGGAAAGUAUGUCCACCAGUCCACAAGCGUCAAUAAUUGCAAUGGAGCAGCAGCAGUUGAGGGCUGAGCUUCGUCUGGAAGCACUUCAUCAGAUUUUAGUGCUUCUAUCAGGGAUGGAGGAAAAAGGCAGUGUGCCAUUAAUGGGAAGUCGUCAAGUACCAGGAUUUCAGUCUUCUUCAUUGCUUACUUCUGUUAGACUACAAUUUCUUGCUGGCUGCUUUGGUUUGGGCACUGUAGGACACGCGGGCGCCAAAGGAGAGAGUGUAAGAUUGCAUCACUACCAGGAUGGUAUCAGAGCAGCUAAGAGAAGUAUUCAAAUUGAAAUACAAGUGGCUGUGCACAAAAUUUACCAGCAAUUAUCUGCUACGUUAGAAAGAGCUCUGCAAGCUAAUAAACAUCACAUAGAAGCACAACAGCGUCUUCUGUUGGUAACAGUCUUUGCUCUAAGUGUACACUAUCAGCCUGUUGAUGUCUCCUUGGCCAUUUCCACUGGUCUGCUAAAUGUGCUAUCACAGUUGUGUGGCACGGACACCAUGUUAGGACAACCGCUGCAGUUGCUGCCCAAAACUGGUAUUUCUCAGCUCAGCACAGCUUUGAAAGUAGCCAGUACAAGACUACUUCAGAUCCUCGCUAUCACCACAGGAACCUAUGCUGACAAACUGAGCCCAAAGGUGGUCCAGUCUUUGCUGGAUUUAUUAUGCAGCCAGCUGAAGAACUUGUUAUCACAAGCUGGUGUGAUGCUUAUGGCUUCCUUUGGAGAAGGGGAAGGUGAGGAAGAUGAAGUAGAAUCAAAAAAGUCAGAAUCAAAUGGAGAUAAUGAGAAGAGAGACUUCAGAGCUGCCCUCCGAAAGCAACAUGCAGCAGAAUUACACUUGGGAGACUUUCUUGUUUUCCUACGUAGAGUUGUGUCUUCAAAAGCAAUUCAGUCAAAAAUGGCAUCUCCAAAGUGGACAGAAGUACUUCUUAACAUUGCUUCUCAGAAGUGUUGCUCAGGAGUUCCUUUGGUUGGCAAUUUGAGGACUAGACUUCUUGCACUUCAUGUACUAGAAGCUGUAUUACCUGCUUGUGAAUCUGGCGUUGAAGAUGAUCAAAUGGCUCAGGUUGUUGAACGAUUAUUCUCACUUCUGUCUGACUGCAUGUGGGAGACUCCAAUAGCUCAGGCUAAACAUGCAAUUCAAGUAAAGGAGAAAGAACAAGAAAUGAAGCUACAGAAGCAAGGAGAGUCUGAAGAUGAAGAUGAGAAUCUUCCCAUACAGGAAGUGUCCUUUGACCCUGAGAAAGCUCAGUGCUGCAUAGUCGAGAAUGGGCAGAUUCUAACUCAUGGAAGUGGAGGUAAAGGAUAUGGUUUAGCAUCCACUGGAGUUACUUCUGGGUGUUACCAGUGGAAGUUCUACAUUGUGAAGGAGAAUCGAGGCAAUGAAGGCACGUGUGUAGGAGUUUCUCGCUGGCCAGUACAUGAUUUUAACCAUCGGACUACCUCAGAUAUGUGGCUAUAUAGAGCUUAUAGUGGUAACCUCUAUCACAAUGGAGAACAAACUUUGACUCUGUCCAGCUUUACCCAAGGAGAUUUCAUCACAUGCGUAUUAGAUAUGGAAGCAAGAACUAUUUCCUUCGGUAAAAAUGGAGAGGAGCCAAAACUAGCUUUUGAAGAUGUGGAUGCAGCAGAGUUAUACCCUUGUGUUAUGUUCUAUAGCAGUAAUCCAGGAGAAAAGGUGAAAAUCUGUGAUAUGCAGAUGCGUGGCACACCAAGAGACUUGCUACCUGGUGACCCUAUCUGUAGUCCUGUUGCUGCUGUGCUGGCAGAAGCCACUAUCCAACUCAUUCGUAUCCUUCAUCGCACAGACCGUUGGACACACUGCAUCAAUAAAAAAAUGAUGGAAAGACUGAAUAAAAUCAAAACAUGUCUUAAAGAAGCAGGCCAAAAGCUAAGGAAAAGUCGCUCAAUUCAAAGUCGAGAAGAGAAUGAGGUGAGAGAGGAGAAAGAAAAUAAAGAGGAAGAGAAAAGCAAACAUGGUAGGCAUGGUCUGGCUGACCUUUCUGAACUGCAGUUGAAGAUGCUCUGUGUGGAAGUGUGGCCUGUUCUAGCAGUAAUUGGUGGAGUUGAUGCUGGUCUUAGAGUUGGAGGUCGAUGUGUACACAAGCAAACUGGACGUCAUGCCACCUUGCUUGGAGUAGUGAAAGAAGGCAGUACAUCUGCCAAGGUUCAAUGGGAUGAAGCAGAGAUUACUAUCAGCUUCCCAACUUUUUGGUCGCCUAGUGAUACUCCGUUGUAUAAUCUGGAACCCUGCGAACCACUGCCUUUUGAUGUUGCAAGAUUUCGUGGGCUGACAGCUACUGUGUUGCUGGACCUUACCUAUCUGACUGGUAUUCAUGAAGAUACCGGAAAGCAAAGCACCAAGAGACAUGAGAAAAAACACAGACAUGAAUCUGAAGAUAAAGGAGAAAUGGACCAGAAAAUGGAGGGUGAUGUUGGAUCAGAUAUACGAUUAGGACAAAGUGCUGAUGAUAACAAAGGACAUGGCACUACAAGCUCUAAGUCGGAAAAUGAAAUUGCUUCCUUUUCUUUAGAAUCAUCCACACUAGGUAUGGAAUCCCAACACCAACCUGCUGAAGGAAGAAAAAAGAAUCAUGAACAUACUCCAAGAAAUCAUGACAUAGUGCAGUCAGAAAUCAGAGCAGUACAGCUAUCUUAUCUUUAUCUUGGUGCUAUGAAGUCACUUAGUGUUCUUCUUAGUUGUAGUAAAUAUGCUGAACUACUUUUAAUACCAAAAGUCCUGGCAGAAAAUGGUCACAACUCUGAUUGUGCUAGUUCUCCAGUUGUUCAUGAAGAUGUUGAAAUGCGUGCUGCCUUGCAGUUCCUGAUGCGACACAUGGUGAAACGGGCAGUCAUGCGUUCACCGAUUAAAAGAGCUCUAGGACUGGCAGAUUUGGAACGAGCCCAAGCCAUGAUCUACAAAUUAGUGGUUCAUGGGCUGCUGGAGGAUCAGUUUGGUGGCAGACUUAAGCAAGAAGUAGAUCAGCAAUUAGAAGAAGGAGAUCAGUCUCAGCAAGCCCAAACACCAGUUACAACCAGCCCUUCUGCUUCUAGCACCACAUCUUUCAUGAGCAGUUCUCUGGAGGAUACUACCACUGCUACUACUCCAGUAACUGAUACUGAAACAGUUCCAGCUUCAGAAUCACCUGGUGUUAUGCCUCUCAGUCUUCUUAGGCAAAUGUUCUCCAGUUACCCUACUACAACUGUACUUCCAGCACGACGUGCUCAGACUCCUCCAAUAUCUUCUUUACCAACAUCUCCUUCAGAUGAAGUUGGAAGGAGACAAAGUUUGACUUCUCCUGAUUCCCAGUCUGCGAGACCUGCCAAUCGUACAGCUUUGUCUGAUCCAAGCAGCCGACUUUCAACAUCCCCUCCUCCUCCUGCCAUUGCUGUUCCAUUGUUAGAAAUGGGGUUCUCCCUCAGGCAAAUUGCAAAAGCUAUGGAAGCUACAGGUGCCAGAGGAGAAGCAGAUGCACAGAAUAUCACAGUGCUGGCCAUGUGGAUGAUAGAGCACCCUGGAAAUGAAGACGAUGAAGAGCCCCAGUCAGAAGGAACUGCAGAUUCACGACAUGGGACAAUAGUCUCUGGAAGUGGUGGAAAAUCUGGUGAACAUUGUUAUUUGCAGUCACCAGGUGAUAUCCCUUCUGCUGAUGCCACUGAAAUGGAGGAAGGCUUUAGUGAAAGCCCUGAUAACAUGGAUCAUGUGGAUAAUGCAGCUUCUGCAAGUGGGCCUCCUUCUAGGAGUCGGUCAGCUGUAACAAGAAGACACAAGUUUGAUUUAGCUGCCCGAACAUUGCUAGCACGUGCUGCGGGCUUAUACCGCUCUGUACAGGCCCACAGGAACCAAAGUCGAAGAGAAGGGAUAUCUUUGCAGCAAGAUCCAGGGGCGCUUUAUGACUUCAACUUGGAUGAGGAGUUGGAAAUUGACCUUGAUGAUGAAGCAAUGGAAGCUAUGUUUGGGCAAGACCUGGCUAGUGAUAAUGAUAUUCUGGGAAUGUGGAUCCCAGAGGUAUUGGAUUGGCCUACCUGGCAUGUUUGUGAAUCUGAAGACCGAGAAGAAGUAGUAGUUUGUGAACUGUGUGAAUCCAGUGUUGUCAGCUUCAAUCAACACAUGAAAAGAAACCACCCAGGCUGUGGUCGUAGUGCAAAUCGCCAGGGCUAUCGUAGCAAUGGUUCUUAUGUAGAUGGAUGGUUUGGUGGUGAAUGUGGAAGCGGAAAUCCUUACUAUUUAUUGUGUGGCAUCUGCAGAGAGAAAUACUUAGCCCUGAAGAGUAAAUCGAAAACGUCAGUCUCUGAAAGGUACAAAGGCCAGGCUCCUGAUUUAAUAGGUAAACAAGACAGUGUCUAUGAAGAAGAUUGGGAUAUGUUAGAUGUAGACGAAGAUGAAAAGCUGACAGGAGAAGAGGAGUUUGAAUUACUGGCUGGACCUCUUGGGUUAAAUGAUCGACGUAUUGUUCCUGAACCUGUACAGUUCCCUGACAGUGACCCUCUGGGUGCCUCAGUUGCAAUGGUGACAGCCACCAACAGUAUGGAAGAAACAUUGAUGCAAAUAGGCUGUCAUGGCUCUAUAGAAAAAAGUUCUUCUGGCAGGAUAACCUUAGGAGAACAAGCAGCUGCCUUAGUAAAUCCACAUGACCGUGUUAUGGCUCUAAGAAGAGUGACAGCUGCUGCCCAAGUCCUCCUUGCAAGAACUAUGGUUAUGAGAGCACUCUCGCUUCUGUCUGUCAGCGGUUCCAGUUGUAGCCUGGCAGCUGGUCUAGAAUCCUUGGGAUUAACAGACAUCAGAACUUUGGUUCGUUUAAUGUGCCUCGCUGCAGCAGGGAGAGCAGGCCUCUCAACGAGUCCAUCCACUGUGUCCAGUUCAACAGAGCGAUCUAGAGGAAUACACAGCAAAACAAGCAAGCCUAUAUCUUGUCUUGCCUAUCUGAGUACCGCAGUAGGCUGUUUGGCAUCAAACACUCCUAGUGCUGCAAAACUGCUGGUACAGUUAUGUACACAGAAUCUGAUUUCUGCAGCAACUGGUGUAAACUUGACAACAGUUGAUGAUCCAAUUCAGCGAAAAUUUUUGCCAAGUUUUUUAAGAGGAAUUGCAGAAGAAAACAAACUUGUCACAUCUCCGAAUUUUGUCGUUACUCAAGCACUUGUAGCAUUGUUGGCAGACAAAGGGGCCAAACUGAGGCCAAAUUAUGAUAAAGCAGAAAUAGAAAAGAAAGGUUUAAUUGCCCAUUUGUAUGCCCAUCCUUCCUAUGAUCCUUCUGCUGUAGGCCCUCUGGAGCUGGCUAAUGCACUAGCAGCUUGCUGCCUCUCGUCAAGGUUAUCUUCACAACAUAGGCAGUGGGCUGCUCAGCAGCUGGUGCGAACUCUUGCAGCGCACGAUCGAGAUAAUCAAACUAUUCCUCAGACCCUCGCUGAUAUGGGGGGAGACUUACGCAAAUGUUCCUUCAUAAAAUUAGAGGCUCAUCAGAACAGGGUCAUGACAUGUGUUUGGUGCAAUAAAAAGGGACUUCUGGCGACUAGUGGAAAUGAUGGCACCAUAAGAGUGUGGAAUGUUACGAAGAAGCAGUAUUCAUUGCAACAAACAUGUGUGCUCAACAAGCUAGAAGGUGAUUCUGAAGAAAGUCUGGGAUCACCCAGUGACCUUAGUUUGUCUCUUGUCUGUUGGAGUGUCAGUGGCAAGUAUCUGGCAGGAGCUACGGAGAAGAUGGUGAACAUAUGGCAAGUCAAUGGGGGAAAAGGAUUAUUAGAUCUUCAGCCUCACUGGGUGUCUGCUCUAGCUUGGCCAGAAGAAGGGCCAGCUGCAGCAUGGACAGGAGAUGCUCCAGAAUUAUUAUUAAUCGGUCGUAUGGAUGGAUCUCUUGGUCUUAUUGAAGUUGUAGAUAUUUCAACCAUGCACCGGCUAGAACUGGAACACUGCUACAGAAAGGAUGUUUCUGUCACGUGCCUUGCCUGGUUCAGUGAAGACAGACCAUUUGCAGUUGGCUAUUCAGAUGGAAAAUUGCUAAUAGGAACAAAGGAACCACUUGAAAAAGGAGGAAUCGUUCUAGUUGAUGCACAUAAGGAUAUGAUUGUUAGUAUGAAGUGGGAUCCAACUGGUAAGAUUCUCCUGACAUGUGCCAAAGAAGAAACAGUGAAACUCUGGGGAUAUAUGGGAGGAUGCUGGAGAUGUCUGCAUUCGCUAUCCCACCCGGCUCUUGUGAAUGGCAUUGCCUGGUGUGCUCUUCCAGGAAAAGGAUCCAAGUUGCAGCUUUUACUAGCUACAGGAUGCCACAAUGGUUUGGUGUGUGUCUGGACUGUUCCCCAGGACAUAGUAAUUACAUUGCAGUCUGGCUCAAGUUGCUCAGAAGGAUGGUGGGACCAGGAGACAAAUGCCAAGGAUGGAUACAGAAAAGCAGUAGAAGUCAAGUGUGUAUUUCAGCUGAGAGGACAUAUUACUCCUGUUCGGACUGUUGCAUUCAGUCCUGAUGGACUGGCAUUAGUAUCUGGUGGACUUGGUGGUCUCAUGAAUAUUUGGUCUUUACGGGAUGGUUCAGUAUUACAGAGUGUUGUGAUAGGUUCGGGAGCCAUUCAGACUGCAGUAUGGAUACCUGAAGUUGGAGUAGCUGCUUGCUCUAACAGAUCAAAGGAUGUGUUGGUAGUGAACUGUACGUCAGAGUGGAUAUCUUCCAAUCACGUCCUUGCAACGUGUAGGACUGCACUGAAACAGCAAGGAGUUCUGGGAUUAAAUAUGGCUCCUUGCAUGCGAGCUUUCUUGGAACGUUUGCCAAUAAUGCUUCAGGAACAGUAUGCUUACGAAAAGCCCCAUGUUGUUUGUGGAGACCAGCUUGUUCAUAGUCCUUAUAUGCAGUGCUUGGCAUCACUCGCCGUGGGCCUUCACCUAGAUCAGCUCUUGUGCAAUCCCCCAGUACCACCUCAUCACCAGCACUGCCUCCCUGAUCCUUCAGCCUGGAAUCCCACAGAAUGGGCCUGGCUAGAGUGUUUCUCUACUACCAUAAAAGCUGCUGAAGCUCUGGCCAAGGGAGCACAGUUCCCAGAAUCCUUUACUGUUCCGGACCUGGAGCCUGUUCCAGAGGAUGAGCUUACUUUCCUAAUGGAUAACAGUAAAUGGAUCAAUGGUAUGGAUGAACAGAUAAUGUCAUGGGCAACAUCAAGGCCAGAGGAUUGGCACUUGGGAGGCAAAUGUGAUGUGUAUCUGUGGGGAGCAGGAAGACACGGACAGUUAGCAGAAGCUGGUAGAAAUGUCAUGAUACCAGUAGCAGCACCUUCAUUCUCUCAGGCUCAGCAGGUUGUUUGUGGUCAGAAUUGUACUUUUGUCAUUCAAGCUAACGGCACGGUUUUGGCUUGUGGAGAAGGGAGCUAUGGGCGACUGGGACAAGGAAAUUCUGAUGACCUUCAUGUGUUAACAGUCAUUUCAGCACUGCAAGGCUUUGUUGUAACACAGCUGGUGACCUCUUGUGGAUCCGAUGGACAUUCCAUGGCUUUAACAGAAAGCGGGGAAGUCUUCAGCUGGGGAGAUGGAGAUUAUGGCAAACUGGGACAUGGGAACAGCGACAGACAGCGCAGGCCUAGACAAAUAGAGGCUCUGCAAGGAGAAGAAGUGGUGCAGAUGUCAUGUGGCUUCAAACACUCAGCUGUGGUGACAGCAGAUGGCAAACUAUUUACAUUUGGAAACGGUGACUAUGGUCGAUUAGGACUUGGAAAUACUUCCAAUAAGAAACUUCCGGAAAGAGUGACAGCGCUGGAAGGUUACCAGAUAGGACAGGUGGCCUGUGGACUCAAUCAUACUGUAGCUGUGUCAACAGAUGGCUCAAUGGUUUGGGCUUUUGGAGAUGGAGAUUAUGGUAAACUCGGUUUGGGAAAUUCCACUGCAAAAUCCUCACCACAGAAAGUGGAUAUUCUUUGUGGAAUUGGAAUUAAAAAAGUUGCCUGUGGAACCCAGUUCUCUGUUGCACUGACAAAAGAUGGUCACGUGUAUACUUUUGGACAAGAUCGCCUGAUAGGUUUGCCAGAAGGUCGAGCUCGAAAUCACAACAGACCCCAACAAGUUCCAGUGCUGUCAGGAAUCUUCAUUGAAGACAUAGCUGUAGGAGCAGAGCAUACGCUAGCUUUAUCAUCGACAGGGGAUGUAUAUGCUUGGGGUAGCAACUCUGAAGGGCAGCUUGGACUGGGCCAUACCAACCAUGUCAGAGAACCAACCCUAGUAACAGUCCUGCAAGGAAAGAACGUUCGACAGAUUUCAGCAGGACGUUGCCACAGUGCUGCCUGGACAGCUCCGCCUGUUCCCCCGAGAGCUCCAGGUGUUUCAGUGCCUUUACAGCUUGGUUUACCUGAUGCCAUUCCACCACAGUAUGGGGCACUGAAAGAAGUGAGCAUUCAUACAGUAAGAGCAAGGCUCAGACUGUUGUACCAUUUUUCUGACCUCAUGUACUCUUCAUGGAGAUUACUUAACCUCAGUCCCAAUAACCAGAACAGUACAUCUCAUUACAAUGCUGGAACAUGGGGAAUAGUUCAAGGACAGUUGAGGCCCUUGCUAGCACCACGAGUAUACACACUGCCCAUGGUACGCUCUAUAGGAAAAACUAUGGUUCAGGGGAAAAACUAUGGGCCACAGAUUACUGUGAAAAGGAUAUCAACCAGAGGUCGGAAAUGCAAGCCCAUUUUUGUACAGAUAGCAAGACAAGUGGUAAAGCUGAACGCAUCAGACCUUCGCCUACCUUCCCGUGCCUGGAAAGUGAAACUGGUUGGAGAAGGAGCCGAUGAUGCGGGCGGAGUGUUUGAUGACACUAUUACAGAAAUGUGUCAGGAACUGGAAACUGGAAUAGUAGACUUGCUUAUUCCUUCCCCAAAUGCUACAGCUGAAGUAGGCUACAAUAGGGAUAGGUUUCUCUUUAACCCUUCAGCAUGUUUAGAUGAACAUCUGAUGCAGUUUAAGUUCUUGGGCAUUCUCAUGGGUGUAGCUAUUCGUACAAAAAAGCCAUUAGAUCUUCAUUUGGCUCCAAUGGUCUGGAAGCAACUUUGUUGUAUCCCACUCAUCUUGGAGGAUUUGGAGGAGGUAGAUCUGCUCUAUGUGCAGACCCUCAACAGCAUUCUUCACAUUGAAGACAGUGGGAUUACUGAAGAAAAUUUCCAUGAGAUGAUUCCUUUAGAUUCUUUCGUUGGCCAAAGUGCUGAUGGUAAAAUGGUUCCCAUAAUUCCUGGAGGGAACAGUAUCCCACUUACCUUUUCAAACAGGAAAGAAUAUGUGGAGAGGGCAAUUGAGUACAGACUCCAUGAAAUGGACCGUCAGGUGGCCGCUGUAAGAGAAGGAAUGUCUUGGAUUGUUCCGGUUCCUUUGUUGUCUCUUCUGACUGCCAAGCAGCUGGAGCAAAUGGUGUGUGGAAUGCCAGAAAUAUCGGUUGAAGUUUUGAAGAAAGUUGUGCGAUACAGAGAAGUUGAUGAGCAGCAUCAGCUAGUACAAUGGUUCUGGCAUACCCUUGAAGAGUUUUCAAAUGAGGAGAGAGUCCUUUUCAUGAGGUUUGUGUCAGGAAGAUCUCGACUGCCAGCUAACACAGCUGAUAUCUCUCAGCGAUUCCAAAUAAUGAAGGUUGAUAGGCCUUACGACAGCUUGCCUACCUCACAGACUUGUUUCUUUCAACUGAGGCUCCCACCUUACUCCAGUCAACUAAUCAUGGCAGAGCGUUUGCGCUAUGCAAUCAAUAAUUGCAGGUCUAUAGAUAUGGACAAUUACAUGCUCUCACGGAACGUGGACAAUGCAGAGGGCUCAGACACAGAUUAUUAACGUUCUGUGAACAAAAUCAUCUUCCUUUUACUACAAAUAGCGCCCUAAGUCCAAUUCAUCGUUGACAUAACUUUACAGUAACCCUAGAUGUUUGAGGAGCAUAAAACCAGAUGUUAUAGACAGUGGCCACAUUUUAGUUACUCUAAGCGUAACAAAAAAUUAGAUGUUUUUAUUUUUUUGUGAUUGUAAAAAAGAAAAAAAGGAAAACAAAAAAGGUAUGAUCAGUAAGUUUUUUCUCCUUUUUUUGGUCACUUUUGAUAAGUUUGCAUGGAGACAUUUUGGUGCAUUUUUGUUGGGAAUAGUACAUUUGUAAGCCCUCCCAGUGAACACAAAGAGUUGUACAUUGUGUAUAAUUGUUCAUUAGCAAGGACAGUUUUACAUGAAUAUUCACAUAUUUAUUUUGUUUUAAUUUGAAUUGCCUGUGCAGGGUUCCUUAUGCAGAGAAAAAUAAAGCAAAUUCAAGAAUC
Grus americana (Whooping crane) is the source of this 15602-nucleotide messenger RNA. RefSeq names its product HECT and RLD domain containing E3 ubiquitin protein ligase family member 1 (gene HERC1). Gene Ontology annotation, molecular function: protein binding; ubiquitin-protein transferase activity. The transcript is spliced from 78 exons. Bases 493 to 15135 code for a protein of 4880 amino acids. The record is from RefSeq and is a predicted model, not a curated record. Lineage: Eukaryota; Metazoa; Chordata; Aves; Gruiformes; Gruidae.